This is a messenger RNA of Polistes dominula (European paper wasp), 491 nucleotides long. RefSeq names its product general odorant-binding protein 56d. Gene Ontology annotation, biological process: sensory perception of smell. Gene Ontology annotation, molecular function: odorant binding. The record is from RefSeq and is a predicted model, not a curated record. Lineage: Eukaryota; Metazoa; Arthropoda; Insecta; Hymenoptera; Vespidae.
GAUUCAUGGAUCGUUCAGUAAACUUCAGACCUCGAUCUCGACAAAAGUAUCAUCUAUCAAUAUGAAAAUCAUCGUUGUUUUUACGAUUGCUCUCUUCGUUGGUGCAUUGGCACUCACCGAUGAACAAAAAGCCAAACUUAAGGAAUAUAAGGAUUCUUGUAUAGCUGAAACUGGUGUAGAUGCUGCAAUCGUGGAAAAUGCAAAGAAUGGAAACAUCGCUGAGGGUGAUGAAAAAUUAGCCUGUUUCGCUGCUUGCUUUUUAAAGAAAAUGGCCAUUCUAAGUCCAGAAGGAAACCUUAACGAAGAAGUUUUAUAUGCAAAAUUACCAAGCAGUAUUCCCAAAGAGAAAGCUGAUGAAGUUUUCCAGAAAUGUAAAAAUCUUGGUGGCGCUAAUGUCUGCGAGAAAGGAGGCAAUCUGAUGAAGUGUUUCUUAGAAAAUAAGAAAUUCAUCAUAUUAAAUUAAAUAUUAUUAUUAAAUAUUGUAAUUAAAA